AUGCUCUUCUCUCUAGUAUUCCAGACAAUCACUAUCGACCUUUCCUUGUAUACGCGUAUAAGAGGUGAACUUGUAGACUUCUGCGUAGAUAGUUGCAAUAAUUUCGACCCCAGUAUGUGGAGCAAGGAGCCACAGUUUUGCAGUGUCAUCGAAACUUCGCGCGGAUUGAUCACUUACUACACGUUGGAUAGUCGUCGUCGUGUCGACGGCUCUGCAGGUCUCGCCUCCUGCACUGACUUUCAGCGGGACUAUCUAUCUUCCGAUCUAGACCGUUCCGAGGGAACCUCUGAGUCCUCCCUUACAUGCCUCGCCACUCCCGCUCUUCUCAUAGCAGACAUCCAGGAGCUCGCUCGCUCCCUUCUUACCAAUCAUGUCGUCUCGAUUUUUGUAGCUAUUAAUCCAUUUUCUUUCUCCACUAUGCAGGAGAACUAUGAUGGACAGUACAUACGCUGUUUGGAACUGGAAAAGGAUAACCUUCGUCUCAAAACCGAAGUUGAUUUAACCGGAGGACAAAUUUCAAUCAAUACCAAACGCGAGUUGGAAUGCUUGAGAUCCCUUCAAAAGAAGACUGAGGAUGAACAGAAUGCAUGGAACUCCCAUAAACAGAGAGAGGAGGCAAGGCUUGAACGAGAGGACCAGAAAUUGAAGAACCUCGCCAAAGAUCUUGCGGAAAAGCAAAAGCAAUAUGAGGAGGAUCGUAGAACUUUGCAGGAGCUUAUUGACCUGCAUGCUCGUCGUGGUAUCGACGUGAGUCGGCUGAGAGGGCACGGAUCGACCACAACUUUGUACACAUCACCUCAGUUGGAGUUGGACAGGAGUCCAAACUCCUGCCUCUCCCACAACCCGUCCUCUCGAAGCGAAGGAGAUGCGGUAGGUAUUUUUACUUGUUCCUGA
Messenger RNA from Hydatigera taeniaeformis, 894 nucleotides. The record is from the annotation of a GenBank genome assembly. NCBI's taxonomy places the organism in Eukaryota, Metazoa, Platyhelminthes, Cestoda, Cyclophyllidea, Taeniidae.